AUGUCCCAUAUUGUCCAUUCGCUCGAGCACGCGGUCGAGGCCGGCGUCAAGGGCAUCAUCGGCAUCGCCGAGGGCUACAUGGGUGCUGCUCCCAGCUCGUGCGGCGGCACUCCAGCCGCCGAGAGCCUCAACCCCCAUGAACCUCAACCACAACCUCCACAGCCCGCCGUGUCCACGUCUUCUACCGCCGCCGCCGCCAGCGCCUCCAGUGCCGCUGCACCAAUCCCCAUCGCUGGAGAGCAACAAGCGCACGCGACCACCUCUUCCUCUGCCAACCUUUCUGUUUCCUCCUUGGCCGCUCAGCGCGUCUCGCGACUAGGACUCCAGCAAGAGUCGCUGGUUCAGCUUGCAGACGUUCAGAGCGGCUGGAUCCACCUCCAGUCCACCUACCUCGACAGUGCGGGUGGCCAACGCCGCGUUCGCAGUUUUGGUCUGCGCAAUGUGUCGUCAGGACCCGUAGACGUCGAAGUCGGGUCUGACCUCGGUCCCCAAGUCGUGUUCUGGGUGGCCGAGGACAACUCCGACGUUCCCGAACCAUCGUCAUCGUCUUCGGUAUCGUCAAUGUCCAGCUCGGCGGGGGCUCCGUCUAUCAACCUGUCCAUCCCACCAGGGUCCGCGACGACCGUCUUCCUUGCAUUCCAGCCCACGACGUCCAGGCCACCAACACCUGGUACGUCGACCCCAUCAAGUGACGGCGGGUUUACGCCCCGCGUGGUCGCCGCCGCCGCCCCGACGACUAAUGCCGAUCUGUCGCCCCUUCCUGGCAGCCAUCGUCUGCCCUCCGCCACUAUACAGAGUGGGAGCAUGUUCUCGGACUUGUCGUCGCAGCCCGCGUCCUCGGUUGCGUCGGGCGUGUCGGGUCUCUCGCUUCCUGGCAGUGGCCACACAUCCGGGUCGACCGGUCCCCGUCGAAAUGACCCUGUUCACCGUUCCUUUUCGGUGCACGGCAGUGUCCUCGUUCAUGCAACCACCCAGGAUACUGGUGGCGACGACCUUCUCACCCUCAGCCCCAGUCCCGUGCAGCAGGCGCACCAGAACAUCUCCUUGCCCUUCUUCGCCACAGUGUGUCGUUCCUUCUUCUCGGCGGCUGUUAUCGACCCAUCGACAGGUCUCGCUGCCAGUGCGCAGCUGAGUUCGGGCCAGCUGUCGAUCGAUUUCGGUACCGACAAUGUCGUUGGCAACGAGGUCCAUCGCGACAUUCUCCUUGUGAACCGCUCAGAGAUUGACCUGGUGUGGACCACUUCGGUCCUCAACUCGAGCUUCAAGGACAGCGUGUGGUUUUCGCUGCGCGACCUCGACUCUGAAAACGUGUUUGGUGUCGAGACAUCGACCGACCCCGUCCCCCUCCCAGCGUUGUCCAGCAGACAUCUUCGCCUCGAUCUGCGACCACUCAUCCCUGUCGCCGACUUCGAGUUUGACUUUGUCAUCUCCAACGCCCACCAGACUGGCAACGUCGUGACCUGUAAGGCCUUGGGUUCGUGCCAAGCCACGGCACAAGACGACACGCUGCGGAUCCAGAGCGGUUCAACGAUCGACUUUGGACAGAUUCCCGAUGGGACCUGGGCGAAGAAGCUCAUUGCUACCAAGAACAUUGGGGACCGUCCGAUCGACGUUCAUUUCUCGGCUACCCCAGGUUACGAGGUGGUUUUCCGUCUAGCCGGUGUGGCGGGUGAGGAUAUCGAUGAAGACGUGCCCAUUCGCCCAAGAGAUAAGCGAAUGGAGACACUGUCUCGCACGUCUACGCGCGAUACGCGUGACAGCGGCGGCGCUCGUGGACGUGAAAUCUCGGGCGCCGCUUUCCGCUUCCCACUCGACAUGGUGUCUCAGGGGUCGAGCACCGGCGGCCGGUCUGCGCUGUUCAACGAGGCUGGCUCGGUGUCGAGCGGGCCGUUUGAGACAGACGAGUGGGCUACCACGGCCAGUGACCGUGAUAGCUCCAUGCCGCCAUCCAGACCCCUGUCGCGCGUGACAUCACGAGGAUCAAGUUACCGGCCGUCGCGCACCGAAGAGUCGGACGACGACGAGCAGUCUCCCCAGACCUCACAACCUUUGGACGGGCCAGACAUCGGCCGAGGCGGUGACAACCAGAACCUCGGCGACCGUGACAUCCCCAACCAGAUUGAGGAGCUCACCAUGCGUCCUGGUACAGAGUACCGCGUCUUUGCCAUGUACCGCCCAGCCCGUGACCUCGUCAACCCUCCCGAGAUUGCCGGCAGCUUGCGCACGUCAACCUUCAAGGUAUUCCUCGACUCGGCACCCAUCUCGCAGCGGUCGCGUCCCAUUGCGCGCUCGCGCAAGGUGAUUCACUGCACGGCCGAGUCGUGUACCUCGAUCGUGACCAUUCCCUCGGGCAAGUUUAUCGACUUUGGCGAGGUCACUGUUGGCGCGUCCAAGUCGACUACCUUUGAGGUCCAGAACCUCAGCGCCAUCUCGGCCCGUGUCGAGGUCGCGGCCAUCUCCAAGGUGUUGAUGACGAACCGCAAUGUCAUUGUCAUCCCGCCAUACGAGACGGUGACGGAGCGUCUCGACUUUUUCCCGCGCCGUAUCAAUGACCGAUACGAAAAGCAGGUCUUUGUCCGCAACCACCUGAACCGCGCCAACAACCAGUUGAUCGAGGUGCGGUCCAAGAACGUCGACGUGUACAAUGUCACCCUCCACUCGCACCUGUACCGUAUCCUGACGCCGUCGGGCUCCAACUUUCUCGACUUUGGGUCGGUCGUCGUCCACUCGCCUACGCUGCGUACUGUCCAGUUCCAGAACCUCACGCACAAGCCGCUCGUUCUCGACCUCUCGGCAUCAGACCCCGAGGACAUUCAGCUGUUUGUCAAGAGGGCCGACGCACCCAUCACACAUGCCAAGCCCCCUUGCAAACAGAUUCUUGCUCUGGACGCCGAGCGACCGCCCCAGAACGGCGGUAACCUCAAGGAACGCUUUGUCGAGUCCCUCGAGGACCGCGGUACUGGCGAGACCAAGGCGCCUACCAAGUCCAAGGCUCGGGACAAGAGCGCCACCAGGGAGAAGAAGGAUGGCGACAAGCUGUCUCUUGGCGCCUCGCUCGCUUCUGCACUCAAGAAGGGUGGACGCGGCAAGCCAGUCCAGAUUUACGGCAACGCCGUGGUCUUUAGGGACCGCAGUCUGCUCGACGACCACGAGUACCUGGACUUGGCGUCUGGUCCCCCUUGUUCAACGCACCACAAGACGUUGCCGUCGUCCAAGCGCUCCCAUCUCCUGGAGACUAUUGCCCAUGAAGACCCGCGCACCCUCUCUGGCCAGCAUCCCAAGGUCCCCAAGCUCGACUUUGCGGCGUCGGCCAAGUCGAGUGGUCUCGUGAGCAAAGAGGUCAAGGCCAAGAAGAGCAAGUCGACUUCCGGGAUCAAGCGCGAGGCAACAACGCACAAGCCGGCCACGCCCGCCAAGGCGGUCAACACUGGCAGGAGUGGUGAGGCGCCUACCAGCCCGCUACUGGCACCGAUCCUGCGUACGCCCCUCGCCAAGGAGGCGGCUGGCACCAAGUCGCCCGCCCUCACUGGCAAGCGUAUCGAGCUCAAAACGGACCCGGCGACCGUCUCGGACGUCGCCAAGCUCACGCCCGACGAGCUCAUUGUCGCAAUCGAGCACCACGACGCGCGCCGCAACCUGUCGGCUGUCACGCAUUUCACCGCCGACGAGGAAGAACAGUACGUGCGCCGCCUGCUUGCCCUUCGCAAGGAACUGGCCCAUGCCACUCGCGACGGCAAGUUUUUGCCCUGCCACACUCUCACGGUCCCGCCUGGGUCGUCACGCCAAGUGGUUGUCAUUAUGACUCCUGCUGGAUCCACACGCGCCCACAUCACCACGCGUGCCAAGCGCUGCGAGUCACGGAUCAACAUCAAGGUGCUCGACUAUGAAAAGUCGGUGAUUGAGACGGCCAUGGGCCCGCACGCGACCCUGUCGCAGCUUCCCGUGCGCGACCUGAUCAUCCGGUCGUCGUGUGUGCGCUCCGUGCUCGAGGUCCAGCAGUCGUCCAUCAACUUUGGCACCUGCGAGCGGGGCGACGUGAAAUCACGCACCAUUGUGAUUCACAACAAGAGCGACUGUGUCGGCAUCUUCCGGAUGCGGACUUCAGGGUCCAUUGCGUCAGGGAACCUAAAGCUCGGACUGGGCAGGUACGGUGUCGUGUCAGCGUUUGGGCGGAAAGAGGUUGCAUCAUUCUCUUUCACACCGUCCAUGGUGGGCAACUAUCAAGAGACCAUUUUGGUUGAAAACGUCCUCGACUCGCACAACGACCAAAACGUCCUCGUCAAGGCUACGGUACGCAAGAUGCCCGCGUUCUCGCUCGACGUGACCAAGCUCGACUUUGCGCCCCCUGCUGUGGGAGCGUGGCCGGCCUCCACGGGCUUUGUGAUUACCAACACGUCCAAGACGGAGCGUACUUUUGUCGUCGAGACCGAGGCGGCGGCUGCCGAUGUCGCUGCCGCUUCGUUUGCCGAGCUGUCGCUGUCCCGCGACGAAAAGGACGCCGGCGUCGCCCUGUCCCAGGGCGAGGAGGAGGAGGUCGAGGGCCUGCUGCAAAAGCUCAAGAUUGCCCGGCGCAAGAACAAGCCCGACAAGAUUGCAAAGUACGAGAAGCGUCUUGGCGAGCUUGGUGUUGUCACUGCUUCGUCCGAGGACAGCGGCUCGACGGAUGCCGAGGACGCGACGGAGAGCGGCGCAGCGACCCCGCCUGUCGGUGAGGUGGCGUCGGUGCCGUCCAUCAGCAUCACGCUGGGCCCGAGCAAAAAGGCAAAGGUCCUCGUCAACCUCGUGCCGAGGACGGGAUCGGGCGCGUUUGCGUCCACGAUCAAGGUGUACGAGCGCAAGAACACGGACGAGACCGUCACCAUUGACGUUUCGGGCUCGCCCAACCCCGUCGCGGCCAUUACGCCAGUGUCGUCGUCGUCAUCUUCCACUCAGGACCCGCUCAACCUCGCGAUCAUGCGCCACUGCCUUCAACUCACCAUGCAGUGCCCCGUGUCGCCCACGGCCUUUUGUGUCGGCUCGACUCUGUUCUUGCCCGUCACGUCGCCGUACUAUACCCAGCUCGAAGCGCACUUCCCCACGUUCGCCGACCCGACGACGCACCAGCCUGCGGGCCUGCUGCUUGCCGACGGCUACUCGCGCCAGAUCCCAGGCAACACGCACGCCGAGGCCAACGCGCUUGUCAACUUUCGCGAAAAGCUCGUCGAGCUCGACGACGCCGCCACCGCCGCCAGUCCGCAGGGCACGCACAUGCCCGCUGCCGAGGACAUUCUGUCGCAGGCGUCGUGCUUUGCGACGAUGGAGCCGUGCUCGCUGCGCACGUCGGGUGGGCCCAGCUGCGCGCUCGAGUUGGUCCGCGCCAAAGUCCACAGCGUGUACCUCGGCGUCGAGGAGCCGCCUGAUUUCGUCCAGUGUGAGGGUGUGCGUAUCCUCGAGCAGGGCGGCGUGGACGUGCACCGCGUCGUGGGGCUCGAGGACGAGUGUCUGCGCCUGGCGCGGCGUGGAAGGACACGCGGCACGUGGCGAGGCGGUCCACCGGGCUCAGCAGGGUAUUCGCGCGGCGGCGGCGCGGGCGGCGGUUCGGGUCGAGACAAGCAGCCAGAUGACAAGCCUGGCGGCAAGGGCUUCCAGACAGACACGGACAUCUCGGCUUCGGGACGUGGCAGCGAGCGCGAGCUCAAGCCAUGGAGUCCCGAAGAGGACCACAGCGGGCCCAACGGUGCCAAUGGCGCUUCGGGGUCGGGCUCUGCGACGACGGGCGCGGCGGCGGUCCGCGACGCUCUCACGUUUGGCAUGGGCUCCAGCUCGGUGCCGUGGGACCAGUUUGAGACCAACGCCCGCCUCUUUGGCGCAAAGACCGACUACGAUGAGGAGUUUUACACCACAAAGCUCGACCGGUCGGGCGCGGGCUACAAGAAGCGCGAACGCGACGCUGAUCGUAUGGCCGCCGAGAUUCUGUCGAAAACGGCCACCAACCCCCACCUUGCCGAGGAGCGUGGCCAGGCGACCCCUGGCGGCGAGCACAAGGACGAAGAGGAAAAGUACUCGGGCGUCACUCGCGGCCAGAACGCAUAUGUUCCCCCUGGCGCUCGCCGCUCUGGUGGUCCUGCUACGCCUGCCGGUGUGCCCAAGGACACCAAGGAGGCCGCCGUCGUCGGCGCCGCCCCGGUUGCCAAGACCAACGGCACGCCGAUUCAGAUCCUCUCGCCCAUUGCUCUGCCUGCGGCUCCGGCAUCGGCCUCGAUCCCAGCCAACGCGCCAGUUCCCUCCCCAUCCCCCGUCCCAGCGUCUGGCACUCGCUCGUCUGCAGACCCCAUCAUCGACCCCGCCAUCGCGUCGCUGGGCCCCGCGCCGCCUUCUGGAGCUUCGAUGGCCCGUAGCACUAGCUCGGUGCCUCAGCAGGCUAACGGCGAGGCAGGUGCGGGCGCUCCCAAGGCACCCAUGGGCGCCGUGUUGGACCAGGCCCGCCAGUUUGUUGAAUCCGAGCGUGAGCGCGCCACGGCCCGCAAGCAGGUCAUGGUCAAGACGGAGCGUGCGCACGUCCUUGCCGACCUCAAGUCGUGGCAGUCACAGUUCAAGGUGCCUCUCCCGAUUCCAAAGGACAUUUUGCCCAUUCUGUCCAAGGACGAGGCCAAGCAAAAGCAGAUUGAGACCAAGGCCGACAAGGCCCUGCUCGAGAUUGAGGAGCACAAGAAGCUUGCCAAAUCGCCAAAGCCAGUGGCUGCCGUGCCGUCCACUCCCGAGACGCCCAAGCAGUCACCCGGCGGCGUCAAGAAGAUUCCUAUGAAGAUUCCAGAGAUCCCGCCCUUCCGCAAGAGGGUGCCGCCUGCCGUGCCCGUCCCCGAGACGGCCGCGCAGAACAUUUCGAUCAUGACCUCGCCCACUCCCUCGCACUCGUCGAUCACCUCGGGAGGUGCAGCCGCAAAGCUCAACCCCAACGCAUCGGCGUUUGUGUUCAAGCCCAACCCGUCCGCUGCCGCGUUCAAGCCCGCCGACGCUGCCGCAGCCGUCGUCUCGCCAGCAUCCGGCGCUGCCAAGCUUCCUGCUAUCCCUGCGCACGCGGCCCCUCCUCCCCCUCCUGCAGCUGCAGCUGCACCUCCCGUCGCCGCUGCCCCUGUCCCUGCUCCUGUCGCCUCGCCUGCUGCCGGUGCCGCUGCCCCUCCCCCUGCAGCUGCGGCCUCGACCUCGGCGUCGGCGUCGACCAAGCAGCAGAACCCUUUCUACAAGGACGGCCCGCCCAAGAGGAUAGUCGUGGACCCCCGCAGCGACUUUAACCCCUUCAAGAACGCAGCGGGCCACCAGGUGCCCCAGGCCAACACCGUCCCCGCAGCGUGGCCAUACACUGGGCGUCGCUCGUCGAUUGCAGCGUUCAACACCCCGCUGCACCCCAUGGCCAUGCAGCCUGGCGGCGGCGGCUUUGACGGCGAGGACCCCUCGAGCCCCCACCAAGGCCCGCCUCCUAUGCUCCAGGGCCUCCCACCCAACAUGCUCCCCUUCUACCGCUACCAGCCCGGCAUGCCACCGCAGGUGCAGGGCGGCAUGAUGGCCGCACCAAUGUUCAGCCCGGGCCCCAACGUCUUCCCUCAGCAGAUGGGCUCGCCUCACCUCGGCCAGCAGCCUCCACAGGGCCCCAACGGCAUGCCAAUGUACUUUUCCAAUGGCAUGCCGCCCAACGCCCACUUCAUGCCUCCGCAAAUGCACUUCCACCCCAACGGUCCCGGCCGGCCCGGCCCGGGACCCAUGUACUUCCAGGGUGGCCAGAUGCCGUCGCAGCACCAGGCCCAGCAGAGUGAGCCAGCUGAUUCAGAGUUGACAUGGGGAGGACCCACCACAGCUGACGCGCAUCUUUCAGUGCAGCAGCAGAUGUCGUUUGCAGGGCAGACGCCGCCCCAGCCCCACUUCCAGCAGACAUUGCCUCCACAGGGCGGUGGGCCGCAGGGCCCGCCGCCACAGCAACAGCAACAGCAACAGCAGCAGCAGCAACAACAACAACAGGCAUUUGAGAGCUCGGCGGCGCAAUGA
Messenger RNA from Apiotrichum porosum, 8019 nucleotides. RefSeq lists its product as uncharacterized. Gene Ontology annotation, molecular function: catalytic activity. NCBI's taxonomy places the organism in Eukaryota, Fungi, Basidiomycota, Tremellomycetes, Trichosporonales, Trichosporonaceae. The coding region runs from base 1 to 8019 and encodes 2672 amino acids. The record is from RefSeq and is a predicted model, not a curated record. The transcript has 7 exons.